Taeniopygia guttata (zebra finch) is the source of this 1951-nucleotide messenger RNA. Lineage: Eukaryota; Metazoa; Chordata; Aves; Passeriformes; Estrildidae. The record is from RefSeq and is a predicted model, not a curated record.
CCGCCGCUAUAACGGCGGCGCCCAUGGCAGCGGGGCCCGGUACCCCGGCAGGGGAGUGAGUGAGUGCCCGGCAUCCCGGCAGGUCACCCUCCGCCACCAUGAUGGAGAAAGAGCCCCCCAACUCCAGCGAAGGCCAGCAAGGCUGGUUCUCAGCCGGGAACGGCAGUGGCAGCUCCUUGGAUCUGGAGUCUGUGGUGCAACCCCUCACCUUGAACCCGUGGGACGUUGUCCUCUGCAUCUCGGGGACCAUCAUCUCCUGCGAGAACGCCAUCGUGGUGGUGGUCAUUUUCUACACCCCGGCUUUCCGUGCCCCCACGUUCCUCCUGAUCGGCAGCUUGGCCACAGCCGACCUCCUGGCAGGUGUGGGGCUGAUCCUGCACUUCGCCUUCGUGUACUUCAUCCCGUCAGGAGCGGUCAGCCUGCUGACCGUGGGGCUGCUGGUCACCUCCUUCACGGCCAGCGUCAGCAGCCUGCUGAGCAUCACCAUCGACCGCUACCUGUCCCUCUACAGCGCCCUGACCUACUGCUCGGAGAGGACGGUCACCAGGACGUACAUCAUGCUGCUCCUGGCCUGGGGAGCCUCCAUCUGCCACGGGCUGCUGCCCGUCAUGGGCUGGAACUGCCUGGGGGAGCCGUGGGCCUGCAGCAUCGUCCGGCCGCUGACCAAGAGCCACCUCAGGCUCCUCUCCGCCUCCGUCCUGGCGGUGUUCGUGGCCAUGCUCCAGCUGUACGUGCAGAUCUGUCGCAUCGUGUGCCGGCACGCCCAGCAGAUCGCCGUGCAGAGGCACUGCCCGGCCAGCUCCCAGCACCUCAGCACCCACAAGGGCAUCGCCACCCUGGCCGUCGUGCUGGGCACCUUUGGGUGCUGCUGGCUGCCCUUGGCCGUGUACGGGCUGCUGGGCGACGGCAGCUCCCCGGCGCUCUACACCUACGCCACGCUGCUCCCCGCCACCUCCAACUCCCUGCUCAACCCCCUCAUCUACGCCUUCAGGAACCAGGAGAUCCAGAAGGUGCUGCUGGGGGCCGUGUGCUGCGCCCGCCUCUCCUCCCCGCUGCCCUUCCGCUCCCCCAGCGACGUCUGACCGGCCCCGCGUCCUUCACUCACCGAGCCCAGCCGGGGAUUUGCUUUGAUUCCCCCUUUUCAUUCCCACAGGCACAUCACAGGAGCUCCUGGAAUCAAACGGCUCCUCCCAGCCUCAUCCUUUUUGGGCACAACCCCUUCUUUUCCUCUAUUUUUCCACUUUUUGAAUAGAGAGAAAGACGUAUUUUUUAUCCAUAAUAUAAUCUAUAUUUAUGUGUGAGAGAGAGAGGGGGCUGAUCCUCAUAUUUUCUUUAAAACUAUUUAUGAUGCUUUAUUUUUUUAAGGGUGGGGAAACACCAGGAACGUUCCUCCCCAUCUUGGUUUUUUUUUUUUUUUUUUACAACCUUGUUAUUUACCUCAGAUAGUCAAAAUAUAUUUUAUACAUUUGGGGAAGGGGAGGAGAGACUCGUUGACAGAGGAGGAGGGACUCAACCCCCUCCCCCCUUCUCCCAGCCGUCCAUUUAUUUAUUUAUUGAUAUUUGAAUUAUUAUUUAAUUUGAUUUCUAUGCCUCCCUCCCGCCGCACAGUGCUGGGCCCUGCUGCCCUCUAGUGCUCGCUGCCUUCAGGAGGGGGGCUGCCGGAGGCUCUGCACCCCCAAACCCACAAGUUUUGGGGUCCUCUGUGUGCUGCCACCCCCCCUCACGGCACCCAGGGCUCCCCCUGCCCAAGCCUUUCUUUGCACUGGGAUUGGAUUUGCACAUUUCUGGGCUGGGGAGAUGGAUGUAAAGGGCCCCUUGUGAAGGGGACCCCUCUGGAUGGGGACCCCUCUGGAUGGGGACCCCUCUGGAUGGGGACCUGUCGGUGGGUCAGGGUGGGGGGGGGCUGCUUCUUGUUUACAACUCUGGCAGGGGAAUAAAUGAAUUUGUGGUA